Phalaenopsis equestris is the source of this 447-nucleotide messenger RNA. Its product is annotated as 12-oxophytodienoate reductase 1-like. The record is from RefSeq and is a predicted model, not a curated record. Lineage: Eukaryota; Viridiplantae; Streptophyta; Magnoliopsida; Asparagales; Orchidaceae. Gene Ontology annotation, molecular function: oxidoreductase activity; FMN binding. The transcript has a single exon. The annotation marks the transcript as partial.
UUCAUGAAAGAUAGUGUCAAUGAUAGAACAGAUGAGUACGGGGGUAGCUUAGAGAAUCGAUGCCGCUUUGCUUUGGAGGUUGUUGAAGAAGUUGUUAAAGAGAUUGGUGCCGAAAGAGUGGCCAUUCGAUUAUCUCCCUUUGCGACUGAGGUAGAUUGUUGGGAUUCUGACCCUGAUGCACUUGGGGUCUACAUGGCUCGGUCAUUGAAUAAAUAUGGGCUCUUAUACAUCCAUAUAACUGAGCCUCGAAUGACUUUUGAGGAAGGAAAGUUGAAGAUUCCUCAACGCCUUCAUGAAAUACGAAAAACUUAUAAGGGGACCUUACUCACAGCAGGAGGCUAUGAUAGAGAGGAAGGAAAUAAGGCUAUUAAAGAAGGAUAUGCUGAUCUAAUAGCAUUUGGCCGCUUUUUUGUAGCUAAUCCAGAUUUGCCUAAAAGAUAUGAACUA